Molecule: messenger RNA, 2542 nt
Organism: Exophiala oligosperma
Lineage: Eukaryota; Fungi; Ascomycota; Eurotiomycetes; Chaetothyriales; Herpotrichiellaceae
Exons: 2
Coding region: 176-1999 (607 amino acids)
Biological process (GO): proteolysis
Molecular function (GO): tripeptidyl-peptidase activity; serine-type endopeptidase activity
Source: RefSeq, a predicted model, not a curated record
CGAGGUCUGGCUAGGUACCUGAGAUCAUCAUCAUGUUGAAUUGAACCAACUUCACAACCUCAUUCCAUUCCAGCUUCAUCUCUCCCUUGUCGUCUACAUUCCUCCCUCCAUCUUCUUCUCCCCUUCCUCAAACCUCUCAUUCCUCUUGAUCUCCUCGUCUCACCACACACUCGUUAUGUUCAAGAUUGUUUUGGCCCUCUUGGCCGUCUCACAGUCUGUCUUUUCAUCACCCCUCAACCCCCGAUUUGAAUAUGCCGUCAAAGAGUCCAUCAAUGUACCUCCCAAAUGGUCUGUGGCUGGAAAUCCUCAUCCAUUUCACCUCCUGAAGCUCAACAUUGGUCUACAACCCAAUAAUUUCGACCUUCUCGAGCAACAUUUGUUCGAGGUCUCGGAUCCUUCUCACCAUCGCUAUGGUCAACAUCUUUCUCAGCAACAAGUCCACGAUCUAGUCUCACCGACCGAUGACACCGUGAACUCGAUUCAGGAUUGGCUGUCCGAGAACGGCAUUGACUCGUCUCACCUCCAAUUCAACGCGGCCCGAGACUGGCUCACACUCACUCUGCCUGUUGCUCAGAUUGAACGACUCCUCGACACCAAGUACUCGGUGUACAAGCACGAAGAUGGAGCGAAGCUCGUCCGAACCACCAGCUGGUCUCUCCCGCGCUCGCUGCACGACCACAUCACGACCAUUCAGCCCACCACGGCGUUUCUACGUGCGAACCCCAAGGGGGAAACCGUCCUCACCGUCCCGACCGAAAUCGAUCUGGCCGAGCUCACUGCCGCAGCCAACUCGACCUCACUCGGCCAAGUCUGCAAUUUCGCGGGCAUGACGACCAAAUGUUUGAGCGCGCUGUACAACACCGUCAACUACACGCCUCGAUCCGUCAAGAACAACUCGAUCGGCUUCACCAACUACCUCGGCCAAGUUUCGAGUCGCCCCGACGCCAAACUGUACCUCCAAAACUUCCGCCCCGAGGCCGUCAACUCGUCUUAUGCGUUGAAGCAGGUGUCCAUCGACGGCGGCGCGAUCGACAACGCCACCGCGGGCGCCGGCGUCGAAGGGAACCUGGACCUCGAGACCAUCUUGGGUCUCGUCUACCCGACCCCCGUCACGGCGUACUCGACGGGCGGCAUGCCACCCUUCGAGGCCGACGCCUUCACCGCCGAAAACACCAACGAGCCCUACCUGACCUGGGUCCUGUGGAUGCGCGACCAGGACCCGGCCACCCUGCCCAAGGUCGUGUCGACCUCUUACGGCGACGACGAACAGACCGUGCCUCGAACCUACGCGCGACAGGUCUGCAACCAAUUCGCCGCCCUCGGGGCCCAAGGCGUUUCCCUGUUCUUCAGCUCGGGCGACUACGGCGUCGGCGGCAACGACAGCUGCGUCAGCAACGACGGCAAAAACACCUCCACCUUCCUGCCCGCCUUCCCGGCCUCCUGCCCCUACGUGACCACCGUCGGCGGCACGAGGGGCUACCCGGAACGGGUCGCCUUCGACCCCGGCAACGGUUACGCCUCGGGCAGCGGGUUCAGCAACUACUUUGCCCGGCCGAGCUGGCAAGACACCGCCGUCGAACGGUACCUCGACACCGUCGGCGACGAGUUCAAGGGCCUGUACAACUCCUCGGGCCGCGCCUACCCGGACAUCUCGGCCCAGAGUUACCGGUACAUUGUGUUUCUCAACUCGACCGUCCGCACCGUCGACGGCACGAGUUGCUCCACCCCGACCAUGGCGAGCAUCUUUUCCCUCGUCAACGACGCCCUGGUCGCAGAGGGGAAACCCCCCAUGGGUUGGCUCAACCCCUGGCUGUACCAGCAAGGUUUCGCCGCCUUCACGGACGUGGUCAACGGUACGAGCGUGGGCUGUGACGGUCCGGGGUUCGGUGCCGCCAAAGGUUGGGACGUCGCCAGCGGCUUUGGGACGCCGGAUUUUGAAAAGAUUUUGGACGUCUUGGGCAUUGGAAGUCCUGAUAAAUCUGGUGUCGCCACAAAAUGAGGAACACAAACACGCAAACGCACAAAUUUUGGCAAACGCAAACGCAAACACAAACAUCAACAUACAUACCAACGACACCACACAACGACACAUAAUGACACAAACACACAGCCAGCCGGCCAGCCAAGCUAGUUCGUGUGGGCUUUGGCUGGAAUCACCGCCUUUUUAUCAUCAUCGUCAUCAUCCUUAAUAAUAUUUGCAUCUUCUACUCACCCUCACCUUUCAUCAACCAAGGAAAACUUCAAGGAAGAAAAGAGGCGCCACGAAACAAAAAAAAAGAAAAAAACCCACCUUUUUGUAAUGAUACACUAGGGAGCAUUUGCAUUGCAUCGCAUCGAUCAUGGUAAAAGGGAAUCGGCAUCACAUUGCAUAGCGUUAGAAACGCACUCGGAAGAGAGAGAAGACGGCGUUUGUCCACCCAAAAAAAAGACCGAGGCCAAGAGCAAGACCACCGGGCUACUUCGUACUUUGUGUGGAUAAUAAGAAACAAAAGAGGAGAGUUGCUCCAUUCUACGGGAGAGAUACCUAGAAAUAAAUACCUAG